AUGGCCAAUGAGAAUCACGGCAGCCCCCGGGAGGCAUCCUUGUUGAGUCACUCCCCAGGCACCUCCAAUCAGAGCCAGCCCUGUUCUCCAAAGCCCAUCCGCCUGGUUCAGGACCUCCCAGAGGAGCUGGUGCACGCCGGUUGGGAGAAGUGCUGGAGCAGAAGGGAGAACCGUCCCUACUACUUCAACCGGUUCACCAACCAGUCCCUGUGGGAGAUGCCCGUGCUGGGCCAGCACGAUGUGAUUUCGGACCCUUUGGGGCUGAAUGCGACCCCCCUGCCCCAAGACUCAAGCUUGGUGGAAACCCCCCCGGCUGAGAACAAGCCCCGAAAGCGGCAGCUCUCGGAAGAGCAGCCCAGCGGCAAUGGCGUGAAGAAGCCCAAGAUUGAAAUCCCCAUGACACCCACGGGCCCGUCAGUGCCCAGCUCUCCCAGCGUCCCAGGAACCCCAACCCUGAAGAUUUGGGGGACAUCCCCUGAAGACAAACAGCAGGCAGCUCUCCUCCGACCCACUGAGGUGUACUGGGAUCUCGACAUUCAGACCAACGCUGUCAUCAAGCACCGGGGGCCAUCAGAGGUGCUGCCUCCGCAUCCCGAGGUGGAGCUGCUCCGUUCCCAGCUCAUCCUGAAGCUUCGGCAGCACUACCGGGAGCUGUGCCAGCAGCGAGAGGGCAUCGAGCCCCCCCGGGAAUCCUUCAACCGCUGGAUGUUGGAGCGCAAGGUCGUGGACAAAGGCUCUGAUCCCCUGUUGCCGAGCAACUGCGAACCGGUCGUGUCACCUUCCAUGUUUCGCGAAAUCAUGAAUGACAUUCCCAUCAGGUUAUCCCGAAUCAAGUUCCGGGAGGAAGCCAAGCGUCUGCUCUUCAAAUACGCAGAGGCUGCCAGGCGGCUCAUCGAGUCCAGGAGUGCAUCUCCCGACAGCAGGAAGGUGGUCAAGUGGAACGUGGAGGAUACCUUCAGCUGGCUGCGGAAGGACCACUCCGCCUCCAAGGAGGACUAUAUGGAUCGCCUGGAGCAUCUACGGAGGCAGUGUGGCCCCCACGUCUCGGCCGCAGCCAAGGACUCCGUGGAAGGUAUCUGCAGUAAGAUCUACCACAUCUCUCUGGAGUACGUCAAACGGAUCCGAGAGAAGCACCUUGCCAUUCUCAAGGAAAACAACAUCCCAGAGGAGGUGGAGGCCCCCGAGGUGGAGCCCCGCCUGGUGUACUGCUACCCGGUACGGCUGGCCGUGUCUGCACCUCCCAUGCCCAGCGUGGAAAUGCACGUGGAGAAUAACGUGGUCUGCAUCCGGUAUAAGGGCGAGAUGGUCAAGGUCAGCCGCAACUACUUCAGCAAGCUGUGGCUCCUUUACCGCUACAGCUGCAUCGACGAUUCUGCCUUUGAGAGGUUCCUGCCCCGAGUCUGGUGUCUUCUCCGCCGGUACCAGAUGAUGUUCGGCGUGGGCCUCUACGAGGGGACAGGCCUGCAGGGGUCGCUGCCCGUGCACGUCUUCGAGGCCCUCCACCGACUUUUCGGUGUCAGCUUCGAGUGCUUCGCCUCACCCCUCAACUGCUACUUUCGCCAGUAUUGCUCCGCCUUCCCCGACACGGACGGCUACUUUGGCUCCCGCGGGCCCUGCCUGGACUUCUCCCCGCUGAGUGGUUCCUUCGAGGCCAACCCUCCGUUCUGCGAGGAGCUCAUGGACGCCAUGGUCUCUCACUUCGAGAAACUGCUCGAGAGCUCGCCAGAGCCCCUGUCCUUCAUCGUGUUCAUCCCCGAGUGGCGGGAACCGCCGACCCCAGCGCUCACCCGCAUGGAGCAGAGCCGCUUCAAGCGCCACCAGCUGGUCCUGCCCGCCUUCGAGCACGAGUACCGCAGCGGCUCCCAGCACGUCUGCAAGAAGGAGGAAAUGCACUACAAGGCCGUCCACAGCACGGCCGUGCUCUUCCUACAGAACGACCCUGGAUUUGCCAAGUGGGGGCCAACGCCCGAGCGGCUGCAGGAGUUGAGUGCCGCCUACCGGCAGUCGGGCCGCAGCCAUGGCUCUGUCGGCUCCUCGUCGUCCUCCUCGGAGGCCAAGGACCGGGACUCAGGCCGCGAGCAGGGCCCCAGCCGGGAGCCUCACUCCACUUAA
This is a messenger RNA of Balaenoptera musculus (blue whale), 2112 nucleotides long. RefSeq names its product phosphorylated CTD interacting factor 1 (gene PCIF1). NCBI's taxonomy places the organism in Eukaryota, Metazoa, Chordata, Mammalia, Artiodactyla, Balaenopteridae. The record is from RefSeq and is a predicted model, not a curated record. Gene Ontology annotation, molecular function: RNA polymerase II C-terminal domain binding; mRNA (2'-O-methyladenosine-N6-)-methyltransferase activity. Gene Ontology annotation, cellular component: nucleus.